Molecule: messenger RNA, 369 nt
Organism: Cylicostephanus goldi
Lineage: Eukaryota; Metazoa; Nematoda; Chromadorea; Rhabditida; Strongylidae
Source: the annotation of a GenBank genome assembly
AUGACAUUCCCCGAGGAGGUUAUGGCAGAUAUGAUGAUUAUGAUGACUUUGUACCGCCCACUAAGAUAUGUUGAGCUUUUCGGUGCAAAUGACAUGCCAACGACCAUGAGGCGACUAACUUGGCGCGUAAUCGGAGGUCAGCCCGCUCCCAGACCCCUUCCUUUAGUAUCUAGGAGCGCCUAUGAUUCACCAUAUGUCGGAGGUGGGUAUGGUGGAUAUGGUGGUGGAGGUUAUGCAAGAGAACGCCUAUACGAACCUCCUGCUCCCGGACCAUUCCGCGGGUAUGGCGGUGGCGGUAUCAUGGGAGGCGGUGGCGGCGGCAUGGGCAGACCAAUGCGUGGUGGUCCAAGACGCAGUGGUGGUUGGUAG